Messenger RNA from Priceomyces carsonii, 1869 nucleotides. RefSeq lists its product as uncharacterized. Gene Ontology annotation, biological process: cell wall organization; carbohydrate metabolic process. The transcript has a single exon. Gene Ontology annotation, molecular function: glucan endo-1,3-beta-D-glucosidase activity. The record is from RefSeq and is a predicted model, not a curated record. The coding region runs from base 1 to 1869 and encodes 622 amino acids. NCBI's taxonomy places the organism in Eukaryota, Fungi, Ascomycota, Pichiomycetes, Serinales, Debaryomycetaceae. Gene Ontology annotation, cellular component: fungal-type cell wall; extracellular region; cell surface.
AUGAGUGAAGACCAAAUAAAGAAUUCUGACAAAAAUGACUUUCAAUGUGAUAGACGGAAGAAGCGCUCUUUAACAAUGAGUGAUGCUAUUGGCCUGGAUGCAAAAAGUGAUAGCUGGUUGGAAACCCCAAAGCUUGUGAUGCUGAAUCCAAUCAAGCUAACGAGAUCAAAGACCAUCUCUGAUAUGAUAGAGACAGACUAUAAUCUAGAAACACUGACAAGUGUAAAUGAAAGUCAAAAUUUAUCGCCUUUGCGCCACAGUGAAAAGCGCUUCAAUGAGACAGUAGUACUGUCGUCUCCUCCAACUCAGUUAGAGCGAUAUCCUUCCUCAGUGAAGAAUGGGAGUGAUGAAAAAUUGGCUAUUGAAAAUGGAGAUUUAAUGAUGAAGAGCCCUGGAAAUUCAGAUAUGGUAUCUACUUCAUUUGAUAAAUUUAGAAUUGAUGCCAUUUCUCCCAUGAGCAACCACCUCUCAACAUGGUCUUCUAAUAUGUCCUCCCCUAAGGUAAAAUUGAAUCCCAUUACAACUAAUAUUGGUGUUCUGAGCUUGCAUUGUUAUGGCGGUGGCAGAGUUAGCGAUGAAUUUAGGCAAUUAAAUUCAAGUAACCUCUGUCACAAGUCUACUUCUCUAUUCAAGGAAUCUUACACUGUCAGUGAAUCUAAUGACUCUUUACCCAUGUCUAAGGAACAAGGAUGGUUUUCACGUAACAAGUACAUUGUCACAUAUUCUUUAUUGAUCUUUUUUAUCCUUUGUUUGAUAGGAGGGUUUGUUCCUGCAAUAGUUAUAUUAGCCAAUGGAACUAAAACUACUGUUUUGAAUUAUUUCAACUCUGAAGGUGAAGAUAGGUAUGAACUUCUACUUGAAUUAAAUAAGAAGCUAGAUAAUCGCCCUCCCAGUGAGGAUGGUUUCGCUGCUAAUAGAGGCUCUUUUUUGAAUGGAUUUAAUAGGUUCGAAGGAAUAAAUGAAAAAUACAAAACAGACGAAGAGAUUUUUAAUCUUAUGAAUAAUCCCAAUUUCACUGAUACAACAUUUUAUGGACUUGCAUAUUCUCCCAGGGAUGCUAUGGAGCCCUCUUGUCUUGCUAACAAAAGAGACAUCUUACUCGACUUGGCCAUGCUUUCUCGAGUAACAACAAGGAUCAGAAACUACGGUAUGCAAUGCAACCAGUCGGACAUGAUUUUAGAUUCCAUUCAAGAUUUGAAUUUGAAUAUGACAUUGGCUAUGGGAGUUUGGAUUGGCGAUAAUGAUACGAUAAAUGACCACCAAUUAAAUGAGAUGAAAGUGGUAUUGAAAAAAUAUCCUAGAAAAUUGUUUGAAGCUAUCUUUAUUGGAAAUGAAGUCCUUUUUAGAGAGGAUAAAUCUGCUCAACAGCUCUUGGGAUAUGCUAAAUCAGUUAAAAAAUUCUUGAUAGACCUUGGAUACGAUGACUUACCGGUGGCUACAUCCGAAAUUGGCUCGCUAUUGACUAAAGAGCAUUUCGAAACUUUCGACAUGAUAGGUGCUAACGUUCAUCCUUUUUUUGGUGGAGAUUUAGUUGAAGUUGCUAGUGAUUGGACAAUUGAUUUUAUUAAAUAUCAGGUCGAGCCAAAGAAUGAAAAUACACGCAAAGAAAUCGUAAUAACUGAGGUUGGAUGGCCCUCAGAUGGUGGAAGAUAUGAAGGGGCGGUAGCAAGUUUACUGAAUUUUCAGAUUUUCCUCGAUAACUAUGUUUGCAAAGCAUAUCAGAACAAAUAUGGUUGGUAUUACUUUGAAGCAUUUGAUGAACCAUGGAAAAGGGUCUUUUAUGAAGAUAAUAAUAAAUGGGAGACUCAAUGGGGCUUGUUUACAGUAGACAGGAAAUUUAAACAAGGUAUCGUGCUACCUAAAUGCUAA